Molecule: messenger RNA, 4588 nt
Organism: Salvelinus namaycush (lake trout)
Lineage: Eukaryota; Metazoa; Chordata; Actinopteri; Salmoniformes; Salmonidae
Product: NCK-interacting protein with SH3 domain-like
Exons: 13
Coding region: 226-2421 (731 amino acids)
Biological process (GO): endocytosis
Molecular function (GO): Arp2/3 complex binding; protein binding
Source: RefSeq, a predicted model, not a curated record
GCCCCCUACUGUGUUUACGGGACAAGCUUGAAACGGUCAAGUCGCAAAUUGGAUUUUACAAUGUAAAUAGAAAGCAGGAGAAUCAUUCGCGAAGUCGUAAAUAUCUAUUUAAAAUUACCUUAGACUGGGUACAUCAGUUAUUUACUGAACUAGCUAAUUGUGUAUUUGCUGAAACAGUCAUAUCGGUGUUUUUAGGAAUUACAAGUGGUUUAAAACAGAAUAAAUAUGUAUCGGUCUCUGUAUGCUUUCCGAUCCGCGGAGCCCAACUCGCUCCACUUCGGGGCCGGGGAGGGCUUUCUGAUCCUGGAACGCAGCAACAAACACUGGUGGCUCGGCUCGCGCUGCAGUUCGGGCGAAACCGGCUACGUUCCCGCUUCUUACAUCGAAAGGAUUCAGGCUCCGGAGCAGGAUGAAGUCUUACAGUCUAUCGACAGGGCCAUCGAAGGGAUCCAUAACGUGGCCAUGAAGAACGGGGGCAAAUACAACCUGGAGCAGCGAGACGUGCUACAGAAGUUGAUCCAUCACAGGAAGGAGACCCUGUCAAGGCGAAGUCCAACUUCAUCCAGUCACAAGCAGGGCCUGCCCUCAUCUACCAGCGAACUGUCCCUCAGCCACACCCCUCAACCACCCAAUGGUGUCAGCCGCACCCUGUCAGAGAGUACCGACAAUCUUCAAGGGCUUUACCAGGUGCCUCCUCAGCCCCGCCGUGCAGCACCCAUAACCCCUCCCCCUCCUGAGAAACAAAGAGCCAGCCGACGCCCAGCAGAGUUUUCCAUUCCUCCACCUCCUGGCCCUACCCCUCCUGCCGGGACUGGCCUGUCCCCCUCGGUCAGCUCCGCCUCCCUGGACUCUGUCUCCUCCCACUCGGUGGUGUCCUCUGAUGUCAGCCUGACAAGCGUUGCCAGCACCCCGCCCCCAGUGCCAAGUCGUGUGAAGCCCCCACCCCAUCCUCCAGACGACCUGUCCCCCUCUACUCCCUCUCCCCAGCCAGUUCCCUCAAAGAAGGGCCAUGCCCCCCAACCUCCACCACCACAGCCCACUCCACCACCACAGCCCACUCCACCACCACAGCCCAGCACCGAGGACCAAACAGAAACCGACUGGCCUCUUGCCCCGCCCUCUGUCGCUGAAAGCACCCCCGGCAGCCCCUCUAACUCAGAGCCUGUUCCCGGGACAACAGGGGCGGAGCUUAUCGAGCUGGUUCGGAGCAACACGGGCCUGAGUUACGAGCUGUCUCGGGUGGCGGUGGGUGUGGUCGUGGGUCACCUGCAGACCACCCUUCCUCAAGCCUCCUCUGCCUUAGAGAAGGUCCUCCUCUCAUUGGUAGAGAGCAAGGAUCAGAGAUCUGCGUUGCCACAGGGACAAGUGUGUCACGAUGAACAGCGCCUGGAGGUCAUAUUAGGCGACCUCGCCCAUCACGUCGACGACUCUCAGCAGCGCAGCUGGGCCCUUUACGAAGACCACUCCCUCAUCGCAUGUUACCUGGAGGAGCUGCUGAAGAUACUGACGGAUGCAGAUCCAGUGGUGUGUAAGAGGAUGUGCAGGGUCAACCACUCUGAGCCAGUGCUGUCACUAGUGUCCUACUAUCAGAUGGAGCACCGAGUGUCUCUACGCCUGCUGUUGCUUAAGGUGUUUGGGGCGAUGUGUAGCCUGGACUCUGCCCUCAUCUCCACCCUCCUCAACUCCAUCCUGCCCAUGGAGCUGGCCAGAGACCUGCAGACUGACACACAGGAGCAUCAGAAGAUGUGCUACACAUCCUUGGUCCUGACUAUGAUCUUCUCUAUGGGGGAGCAGGUGCCAUAUCACCACUAUGAGCACUUAAACGCUAGCUUUGUUCAGUUCCUGCUAGAUGUGGUAGAGGAGGGUCUUCCAUCUGACCCCACGGAACAGCUCCCUGACCUCUGCGUCAACCUCAUCCUGGCCUUCAACCUGCACCUCACAGUGCCCAGCAGCAACGUGAUAAUGCAGACUUUGAUCAAGAAAAACGUGAAGCUCUUUUCUGAGAAAAUAGUGCUGCUACUAAACCGAGGAGAUGACCCUGUGUGUGUCUUUAAACAUGCUCCCCCUGCCCCACACUCAGUACUUAAGUUCCUGCAGGAUGUCUUCGCCAGCCGAGACUCUGCUAACAUCUUCUACCGCACGGACAUGAUGGUGAUGAUAGAUAUCGCUGUUCGAUGCAUCUCUGACCUCUCACCUGGGGAAAAGUUGAGAAUGGAGUACCUCGCGCUCAUGCACUCCGUCAUGCGCUCCACAGACUACCUGGAGCACCGGCACCGCCUCUCCGACCUGCAGGGCGCGCUGCAAAGGAUUCUAAGAGAGGACGACUCGGGAGCGGACAAGGGCGGGUCCACGGCCAAACAGAUGGAUAAGCUAAUAGUGCAGGAGAUCUACAAGGAAUUCCCUCAGAUCAGAGACACCUAGGACGACUGAAUAUGACAGCGGUGGUGUGCACUCAUGAGCCGGUAGUCUGUCUCCUUUAUACCGAGGGAUGGUACUGUGGCGCUUCCUAGGGUUGACGGAAGGACUGUAGUCAGCUACUUAGUUUCUGAGUGUUACAACCCUCCGUCACACUUUUUACAAUUAUGACAUAAAAGAUGGCAUGAGCACCAGCUGUCAUGGCGGUUGAUUGCAUCCGUUGUGUCAUGAUUAUGAUAAUGCUAUGUAGCUCUUAUGACGGAGGAUUCAAGUUACCCAACAGCAUACUGCAUUGUGCUUUAAAUGUGCUCCCUUGUACUGGGGGACCAAACUGCGGUGUGAACGGAGGGUCUUGUAACCCUGGGACUGGUGUGCUGUAUACCGUCUUCUUACUUUCAGUCUAUUCAUGUGUCUUGAUCACACUUAUUCCUCACCACCUGGCAUGGCCUCACAGUAUGUUACUGAGACAGUUCAAAGAAAAGACAAAUUAGGUGAUUAUACUGAUAACAAAACAUUCUGGUCCAGUUUCCUAGACACUGAUGAAGCCAAGUUCUGGACUGAAAAGCGUGCUCAAUGGAGAAUCUAUAUUAACUAGGCUUAAUCUGUGUCCUGGAAACCAGACCUCUGACAAUAAUACAUAAUACAUUCUAGGCUUUGAGGUUAGUUUAAUACUCACUAUUUAUUGCAAUGGCAAUGCUGCUACAUGAGCCUCAUUUACCUUAAUAUCUAUGGCUGUGAUUCUCUGACUGAGCACAACUUGUUACCUUGCUUUCGCCAUUACUUGUGACCCUGCUUUCGCCAUUACUUGUGACCUUGCUUUCGCCAUUACUUGUUACCUUGCUUUCGCCAUUACUUGUGACCUUGCUUUCGCCAUUACUUGUGACCUUGCUUUCGCCAUUACUUGUGACCUUGCUUUCGCCAUUACUUGUGACCUUGCUUUCGCCAUUACUUGUGACCUUGCUUUCGCCAUUACUUGUGACCUUGCUUUCGCCGUUACUUGUGACCUUGCUUUCGCCGUUACUUGUGACCUUGCUUUCGCCGUUACUUGUUACCUUGCUUUCACCGUUACUUGUGACCUUGCUUUCGCCGUUACUUGUGACCUUGCUUUCGCCAUUUCUUGUUACCUUGCUUUCUUCCCUACACUUUAUCUACAGUAACCUCCACUCUAGGCAUGGCUAAAGUAUGACAUGCUCUAAAUUCUUCUCAACCAGACCACUCUUACUCUGCUCUGCUGCUUGUGCUGUAGAUGGAACGUAACGGUACUGUAGUAACAAGCUGUAACACGCUGCUUCUACAUACUAAGCCUUGACUAACUUCCUAUAUCGCUAUGGCUCUCUGAAAGGGAAUGUAGUUAUUUAUUCAUAGGAAAUAAUAAGGGAUUGAUAAGAUUCGAUUGGUCAGUAUUUUUUUAAUUUUUAAAUGUAGUCUGGGGUUAACUACGGGACUUGUCACCUAGAUUGAUUGAUUGCUUUGCCCUGAUCAUUUUGGUCUGAAAUCUAUCAGUUACCACAGUAUGGUGUCUCCCAUCCUUAGGAUGGCACUCUACUAUGCCCCCUACUGUAAUUUAACCCUUUACUAUAGUACCCCUGAGAAUCAGCCUACAAGACACAAAGCUUAUCUUCUUAGUUUCCACCAGUUUUGCACGACACACAAUUUUUAUUUUGCAACUCUCACUCUUACUGACUUCUCUGAGUCACUGUCUCUCUCUCCGUCAGAGCUCUUUCUCUCUUUGUGUCAUAGUUUAUUUUUUACUUGGCUCUGUUAGAGCUAAUAGGGGGAAGUGUUUAUGUGGCAAAAUAGUCGUGGCCGUCAUGAUGCACGUAUACCUAACACACACUUAAAAGGAAGUGUUUACACAUAUAAACAUAUAUACCAGAGUGUAUUUUCUCUGACGUAUGUGUUUUUAUUAUCCAGUGUUCAUGCAUAAAAGCUAUGCAUGUGUGUGUCUAUGUACGGUUUGUGUAUAUUUUCGUAACUAUGUAUGGUUUUAUCAUCGUCCCUGUAGGUUUGAGCCUCCAUUGUCCCUUAAGGUACGACUGUGUUAUAGCAAUAAAACCAACUGAACUAUAUUUUCCCAAUUAAAUAUAUCUGAAAUGGUUGUUCAGAGAGGGGUGAUGCAACAAAGUGUAUUUUCUUAAUGUUUACAAUCAACUAAUAAACAUCUCAAUGAACA